AUGGAGAACGGGGUGUUCCAGGUGGAGGGGACAGUCCGGGUUGAUGGCUCCCAGUACGCCCACCUGUACGAGACCGUGCCUGUGGUGGAUGGCAGCCCCAUACUCCGGGACCUGCUCUUCAGCCCUGACCACCGGCACAUCUACCUCCUGAGUGAGAAGCAGGUGAGCCAGCUCCCGGUGGAGACGUGCGAGCAGUACGUGAGCUGCGCGGCCUGCCUCGGCUCGGGGGACCCCCACUGUGGUUGGUGUGUGCUGCAGCACAGGUGCUGCCGCCAAGGGGCCUGUCCGGGUGCCUCAGCCCCGCACGGCUUUGCCGAGGAACUGGGCAAAUGUGUCCAGGUGCGGGUGCGGCCCAACAAUGUUUCGGUGAGCUCGCCUGCUGUGCAGCUGACGGUGGCCAUGCGCAACGCGCCGGACCUCAGCGCUGGUGUGAGCUGUGCCUUUGAGGAGGUGACGGAGAGCGCGGCCGUCGUGCUGCCCUCCGGGGAGCUGCACUGCCCCUCGCCCUCCCUCCAGGAGCUCCGCGCUCUCACCCGGGGGCAUGGGGCCACGCGCACCGUGCGGCUGCAGCUGCUCUCCAGGGAGACUGGGGUGAGGUUCGCCGGGGUCGACUUCGUCUUGUACAACUGCAGCGCGCUCCAGUCGUGCAUGUCCUGCGUCGGCAGCCCUUACCCCUGCCACUGGUGUAAGUACCGUCACGUGUGUACCGGCCACCCCCACGAGUGCUCCUUCCAGGAGGGCAGGGUCCACAGCCCUGAGGGCUGCCCUGAGAUCCUGCCCGGCGGGGACCUCUUGAUCCCAGUGGGCGUCAUGCAGCCUCUUACCCUGCGGGCCAAGAACCUGCCGCAGCCGCAGUCAGGCCAGAAGAACUACGAGUGCGUGCUCCGGGUGCAGGGGCGCCAGCAGCGGGUGCCGGCCGUGCGCUUCAACAGCAGCAGCGUGCAGUGCCAGAACGCCUCGUACUCCUAUGAAGGCGACGAGUCCGGCGACACCGAGCUGGACUUCUCUGUGGUCUGGGACGGGGAUUUCCCCAUCGACAAGCCUGCCACCUUCCGAGCUCUCCUGUAUAAGUGCUGGGCGCAGCGGCCCAGCUGCGGCCUCUGCCUCAAGGCUGACCCUCGCUUCAACUGCGGCUGGUGCGUCUCGGAGCACAGGUGCCAGCUGCGGGCGCACUGCCCAGCCCCCAAGACCAACUGGAUGCACCCGAGCCAGAAGGGCACCCGCUGCAGCCACCCCCGCAUUGCCCAGAUCCACCCGCUCAUGGGGCCCAAGGAGGGAGGCACCCGGGUCACCAUCGUGGGCGAGAACCUGGGCCUCAGCUACCGAGAGGUGGGCCUGCGGGUCGCGGGCGUGCGCUGCAACUCCAUCCCCUCUGAGUACGUCAGCGCCGAGAGGAUCGUGUGUGAGAUGGAGGAGUCGCUGGUGCCCAGCCCGCCGCCAGGGCCUGCGGAGCUCUGUGUGGGCGACUGUUCCGCUGACUUCCGCACGCAGUCCGAGCAGCUCUACAGCUUUGUGACGCCAGCAUUUGACCGCGUGAGUCCCAGUCGGGGCCCGGCGUCCGGGGGCACACGGCUCACCAUCUCCGGGAGCUCGCUGGACGCCGGCAGCAGGGUCACUGUGACUGUGAGGGACGGCGAGUGCCAGUUUGUGAGGAGAGAUGCUGAGGCAAUUGUGUGUAUCUCACCCGUAUCGACCCUGGGCCCCAGCCAGGCCCCCAUCACCCUGGCCAUCGACCGCGCCAACAUCUCCAGUCCUGGAGUCUUCUACACCUACACCCAGGACCCCACUGUCACUCGCCUUGAGCCCACCUGGAGCAUAAUCAAUGGAAGCACUGCCAUCACUGUGAGCGGGACCCACCUACUGACAGUCCAGGAGCCCCGGGUCCGGGCCAAGUACCGAGGCAUCGAGACCACCAAUACGUGCCAGGUGAUCAACGACACCGCCAUGCUAUGUAAGGCCCCCGGCAUCUUCCUGGGACGGCCCCAGCCCCAGGCCCAGGGUGAACACCCCGACGAGUUCGGCUUCGUGCUGGAUCAUGUGCAGACGGCCCGCUCCCUCAACCGGUCCUCCUUUACCUACUACCCUGACCCCAGCUUUGAGCCACUUGGGCCCUCUGGUGUCCUGGAUGUCAAACCUGGCUCCCACGUGGUGCUGAAGGGCAAGAAUCUGAUCCCCGCAGCGGCUGGCAGCUCCCGGCUCAACUACACGGUGCUGAUCGGGGGCCAGCCAUGCGCCCUCACGGUCUCCGACACGCAGCUGCUGUGUGACUCGCCCAGCCAGACGGGCCGGCAGCCUGUCAUGGUGCUGGUGGGCGGCCUGGAGUUCUGGCUGGGUACCCUGCACAUCACGGCUGAGCGGGCGCUGACCCUGCCGGCCGUGGUGGGCCUGGCGGCAGGCGGUGGCCUCUUACUGCUGGCCAUCACCGCCGUGCUGGUGGCCUAUAAGCGCAAGACCCAGGAUGCCGACCGCACGCUCAAGCGGCUUCAGCUGCAGAUGGACAACUUGGAGUCCCGCGUGGCUCUGGAAUGCAAGGAAGCCUUUGCUGAGCUGCAGACAGACAUCAAUGAGCUGACCAAUCACAUGGAUGGCGUGCAGAUCCCGUUCCUGGACUACCGGACCUACGCCGUGCGCGUGCUCUUCCCGGGCAUUGAGGCCCAUCCGGUGCUCAAGGAGCUGGAUACCCCCCCCAACGUCGAAAAGGCCCUGCGCCUCUUUGGGCAGCUGCUGCACAGCCGUGCCUUCGUGCUCACCUUCAUCCACACGCUGGAGGCCCAGAGUAGCUUCUCCAUGCGAGACCGUGGCACCGUGGCCUCGCUCACCAUGGUGGUCCUGCAGAGCCGCCUCGAUUACGCCACGGGGCUGCUCAAGCAACUGCUGGCAGACCUCAUAGAGAAAAACCUGGAGAGCAAGAACCACCCGAAGCUGCUGCUGCGCAGGACCGAGUCGGUGGCUGAGAAGAUGCUUACCAACUGGUUCACGUUCCUGCUGCACAAGUUUCUAAAGGAGUGUGCCGGGGAGCCGCUUUUCUUGCUCUACUGCGCCAUCAAGCAGCAGAUGGAGAAGGGCCCCAUUGACGCCAUCACGGGCGAGGCACGCUACUCCCUGAGUGAGGACAAGCUCAUUCGGCAGCAGAUUGACUAUAAGACGCUGACCCUGCACUGUGUGUUCCCGGAGAGCGAGGGCAGCGCUCAGGUCCCAGUGAAGGUUCUCAACUGUGACAGCAUCACCCAAGCCAAAGAGAAGCUGCUAGAUGCUGUGUACAAGGGCAUCCCAUACUCCCAGCGCCCCAGAGCUGAGGACAUGGACCUAGAAUGGCGUCAGGGCCGCAUGGCCCGCAUCAUCCUCCAGGAUGAAGAUGUCACCACCAAGAUCGAGUGUGACUGGAAGAGGGUCAACUCACUGGCCCACUACCAGGUGACAGAUGGUUCCUUGGUGGCGCUGGUGCCCAAACAAGUGUCCGCCUACAACAUGGCCAACUCCUUCACCUUCACUCGCUCCCUCAGCCGCUAUGAGAGCUUGCUGCGCACGGCCAGUAGCCCCGACAGCCUCCGUUCUCGGGCACCCAUGAUCACGCCCGACCAGGAAACUGGCACCAAGCUGUGGCACCUGGUGAAGAACCACGACCACGCCGACCACCGUGAGGGGGACCGUGGCAGCAAGAUGGUCUCAGAGAUCUACCUGACGCGACUGCUGGCCACCAAGGGCACGCUGCAGAAGUUCGUGGACGACCUCUUUGAGACUGUGUUCAGCACGGCCCACCGGGGAUCAGCCCUGCCCCUGGCCAUCAAGUACAUGUUCGACUUCCUGGACGAACAGGCCGACCAGCGCCAGAUCAGUGACCCUGACGUACGCCACACCUGGAAGAGCAACUGUCUGCCCCUGCGCUUCUGGGUGAACGUGAUCAAGAACCCACAGUUCGUGUUCGACAUUCACAAGAGCAGCAUCACGGACGCCUGCCUGUCAGUGGUGGCCCAGACUUUCAUGGACUCCUGCUCCACGUCUGAGCAUCGCCUGGGCAAGGACUCGCCGUCCAACAAGCUGCUCUAUGCCAAGGACAUCCCCAACUACAAGAGCUGGGUGGAGAGGUACUACCGGGACAUUGCAAAGAUGGCGUCCAUUAGCGACCAGGACAUGGAUGCCUACCUGGUAGAGCAGUCCCGUCUCCAUGCCAGUGACUUCAACAUCUUAAGCGCGCUCAGUGAGCUCUACUUCUAUGUCACCAAGUACCGCCAGGAGGUGCGUGCCAGUCCCACAGGCCCCCAGUUGUUAGGCCCUGACCAUGCACUCGGUGGCAAAGGCAGGGGGCUCCGUGAGGGCGAAGGGUGCUCCAGGGUGCCAGAGGGGACAGAGGAGGCAUAGGGCCUAUCUCUUGAGGUUGGGAUUUGAGGGACCUAGGAGAGAAGUCACGGGCCAGAGAACAAAGUUCUGCUUGGGCAAAAGUAAAUGCCCAGGGAAGGGAUGGGCUGGGGGAGAUUGGGGGGGUGGGGCCCAGAGGGGUGAGGCCAGAAGGUAGGCAGGGCUAGUGCCUUAUAGGGCCCAUGGCAUUUGUGACUCCAGCCUCAGGAGGUUGGGAACACGGAGGUAUGGACUUGAGGAUGUAUUAUUGCUGGAAAUAAGAACCUGUGAGCCAGGACACGGCCCUGAAAGCCCUGAGCCUGCACGAGCUCACCAAGGGCGGCCGAGAGCGGCGGCCCACGCACCGAGCCCUG
This is a messenger RNA of Leptonychotes weddellii (Weddell seal), 4709 nucleotides long. The record is from RefSeq and is a predicted model, not a curated record. Lineage: Eukaryota; Metazoa; Chordata; Mammalia; Carnivora; Phocidae.